Molecule: messenger RNA, 789 nt
Organism: Nerophis lumbriciformis (worm pipefish)
Lineage: Eukaryota; Metazoa; Chordata; Actinopteri; Syngnathiformes; Syngnathidae
Source: RefSeq, a predicted model, not a curated record
AUGAAUUCCACAUUCGGCCUUGAAAGUGGUUUCAUCAACAGCCAGCCGUCGCUCGCCGAGUGCCUGACAUCCCUUGAGCAGCGCGAUGCCUGUUUCCAGAGUGCCUCAAUCACCACCUCGACGCCGAUUCCUCCUCCCCCACCUCCGGGCCGGCCGGCGAGGGUCUCCGGAAGCCCACAGCCAUCGGCUAUGGCGCAGUACCCGUGGAUGAAGGAGAAAAGCAGCAAGAGGCACCGAGAGACUCCUGCAGGCUUCUCUCCGCCGCAAGCUCCAACGGAAUCGAUCACCGAGGGCGAUUGUCCCGCGGUGUCCUGCAGGAGGCUGAGGACGGCGUAUAACAACACGCAACUUCUGGAGCUGGAGAAGGAAUUCCACUUCAACAAGUACCUCUGCAGACCCAGGCGGCAGGAGAUAGCCUCCUCGUUGGAUUUAAGCGAUAAGCAGGUCAAAGUGUGGUUCCAGAACCGCAGGAUGAAGCACAAAAGGCAGACUCACUGCAAGGAAAACCGGAAGAGAGAAAGCAUACACGCCGAGGACUUUUUGGAAGAUGAAGAGGAGGCGCUCCUCGUUAAAGGGGAGAGGUAUUUCCAACCAAAUAUUUUCAAUUCGCAAUACUGUCCCAGCAGCCACAAUAGAGACCAUUAUUCGACUUUGUGCACAAGCCCGGACAAUGAUGCUUCUACCGUAAUGCACACUGAGCACUCCUUGUGCAUGGACGCCUCUUUGCGGGAACUUUCUUCCAUUUUGCCACACUGGACCAAUUCGGUCCAUAGUCCAUUUAUUACCUGA